CGGCAAAAUGUCAAGUCAGCAGGAAGUGGAUGAUGCAGAACCUGAAGGAAGUAAGAGAAAACGGCAUGGUAUGCUCAAAAUGUAUUAUGGAAUUGAACAGUCAGGGGGAGCUACUCUUGAUCCAUGUGACAUUAAUGGUGCACAUUUUGAAGCAGAUACUUACCUAUCCAACUUGAUUAAGCAAAGAUCUCUGACAGAAUUAAUGGACGAAGAGACUAAAAUGGUGACGCAGAUUCGUGCACUUGAUAGUGACAUGCAAACCUUAGUGUAUGAAAACUACAACAAGUUUAUUAGUGCUACAGAUACUAUAAGAAAGAUGAAGAAUGACUUUAAAAAAAUGGAAGAUGAAAUGGAUCAUUUAGCAAGUAACAUGGCAACUAUUACAGAAUUCAGUGGAACAAUUAGCAACACUUUACAGGACAGGAGACAACAAAUAACAAAGUUGUCAGGUGUACAUGCUCUUCUUAAAAAGCUUCAGUUCCUUUUUGAGCUCCCAGCAAGAUUAAACAAAUGUAUAGAAAUGAAAGCUUAUAGUGCAGCAGUCAGAUAUUAUACUAAAGCAAAGAGAAUUUUACACCAGUAUCAGCAUAUGGCAAGUUUUCAAGGAAUCAAUGAGGAUUGUAAUAAGAUUAUUCAUCAACUUUGUGAUCAUCUGAGAGAACAGUUUAAAGAUAAAGAGUCCACACCAAAGCAACUGGCAGAAUGUGUAGAUCUAUUACUACAGCUAAAUGAACCAGCUGAAAAGUUGUGUGAAGAAUUUUUAUCACAUGCAAGACAGAAGAUAGAUGAAGAUUUACAAUUGUUAGACAGGCAGAUAAGGUUACAAAGUGGUGAAGAGAUCAAGUCUGAAGGAGAAACAGCUGCCCAAGCUUACCUGGCUACCCCUAUGGAUGUGUUAGAGUUUGUUGAUACUGGAUGUAAUGGUUUCCUUAGUAACAUAUGUUUAGUUAUAGCAUCAUACAAUGACAUGUUCCUGUCUAAACCACAAGAAGAUGAAAAUAUGGAUGCAAUUGCCCUGAAGAAAUUAGUCUUUUUUGUUAAUGAGUUAAUGGAAAAAUAUUUUAAUUAUGUGCAGAGAAGAGUUCGGUUGGAGAGAGGAACAGGAGAUAAUACCAUACUUGUCAGAUCAUUGGACAGAUUUCACAGAAGACUUCAGGCCAUGAAUAAACUCUUACCUGACACAGAUUUUUCCAGAGCUGGUACAGAUAUAGUUUCUAAAGCAGCUAAGGACAGGGUUGGCCAUUAUCUCCAAAGUUUAAAACAACACUUUUCAGAUUGUAUGACAGAUGUCCGACAGAAUUUGGCUGCUCCAAGAACUAUAGGAAAGCAUGACAGUAAUAGUUAUCUGAAUGAUUUACUGAAUAAUACACAGACUGCAGUGGUCGACCAGAUCAAAUCUGUACUCAAUAACUUACAGGCAUUCCUUGAUUCAGACAUUACUUUUGCCAUGAAGCCAUAUUUCAGAGGACCAUUUUGUGUUCAGGGUGUAAGAGAAGGUUUGAUUGUAGAAUUCCUAAAUCAUAUCUCUUCAACCUGUCUUGAAUUUUGUGAAGACAAAGAUAAAGGAUCAGCUCCACCAGCAUUGUUGUUAAUUUUGUCCAAGUUGUGCAUAGAAUUUGAAUCUUCAACAAUAUCUUAUUUGCUAACAUUGACAGAAGAACAAUUUAUGAUGACAGAAAGAUUUCCUGUUACUUCAGUUACAGAUCUGUGUAAUAAUGCUAAGGAUGCAGCACAAAAAUUAUUGAAUCAUUUUGUCAAAGUUCAAGGGUUGUCAAUUUCACAGAUGUUACGCAAGAGUGUGGAAACAAGAGAUUGGUUAAACACAAUAGAACCUCGUAAUGUACGUGCUGUUAUGAAACGUGUUAUAGAGGAUAUAACAGCUAUAGAUGCUCAGGUUGGACAGCUUUAUGAGGAGGGUGUUAGGAAGGAGAGAAGCAGUGAUUCUAGUCGUAGGACACACCCACAUAGUUAUAUGGGUUCUGCGGCACUGAGGAAAGGAGGACAGUGGAACUAUGCUCCUAGUAUUGAUAAUAGUUUGAUGAGUAAUAUACAGAAGCUGUUCUCUGAGAAAAUAGAGAUAUUUAGUGCUGUAGAGUUCUCUAAGGUAUCAGUUCUCACUGGUAUAAUAAAGAUCAGCUUAAAGACAUUCCUUGAAUGUGUAAGGUUAAGGACAUUUGGACGAUAUGGUUUACAACAGAUACAAGUAGAUACACAUUACCUACAAUUAUAUUUAUGGAGAUUUGUUUCUGAUGAAAACCUUGUACAAGUAUUAUUGGAUGAGAUUGUAUGUAGUACAGUACACAGAUGUCUUGAUCCAGCCAUGAUGGAACCUAGUGUUAUUGACCUUAUAUGUGAAAGAGGAUAGACAGAGAGGAGAACUAUAGUGAAAAUAGCAGAACAUUUGCAUCAUUCUUUAAUAACUUAUUUCACCUAACUUUUUGUGAUUCAAAUAAUAUGUAAAUAAAUUAUUUUAUGAAACUCUA
Mytilus californianus (California mussel) is the source of this 2483-nucleotide messenger RNA. RefSeq names its product vacuolar protein sorting-associated protein 51 homolog. Gene Ontology annotation, biological process: Golgi vesicle transport; retrograde transport, endosome to Golgi; endocytic recycling. The coding region runs from base 8 to 2365 and encodes 785 amino acids. Gene Ontology annotation, cellular component: membrane; GARP complex; EARP complex. The record is from RefSeq and is a predicted model, not a curated record. NCBI's taxonomy places the organism in Eukaryota, Metazoa, Mollusca, Bivalvia, Mytilida, Mytilidae. The transcript has 20 exons.